This is a messenger RNA of Lasiosphaeria miniovina, 1193 nucleotides long. Its product is annotated as enolase-phosphatase E1. Bases 111 to 806 code for a protein of 231 amino acids. NCBI's taxonomy places the organism in Eukaryota, Fungi, Ascomycota, Sordariomycetes, Sordariales, Lasiosphaeriaceae. The transcript has 5 exons. The record is from RefSeq and is a predicted model, not a curated record. Gene Ontology annotation, molecular function: acireductone synthase activity; magnesium ion binding.
AUUCUGCUCGUUCGUUAUCUCGGCCCACUUACAAGGCGAGGGCGAUCCAAUUUUUUUCCCACCCUUUUUCGCAAAGUUCUUGACCGCUUCAUGCUUCGCAUCUCCUGACAAUGGCGGCCACCACCAAAGUGGUGCUGCUUGACAUUGAGGGCACAGUUUGCCCCAUAUCAUUCGUCAAAGAUAUUCUUUUUCCCUAUGCUCUUCAGGCACUUCCUGGCACCCUGAACACGCAGUGGGACAGCCCGGCAUUUGCUCGGUACCGCGAUGCGUUCCCGGCAGAGCACGCCGCGUCGCGCGAGGCCUUCGCCGCGCACGUCGAGGACCUCACCCGCCGCGACGUAAAGGCGCCCUACCUCAAGAGCCUGCAGGGCUACCUCUGGGAGAAGGGGUACCAGACGGGCCAGCUCAAGGCGCCGCUGUUCCCGGACGUGGCGCCCAGGUUCGCGUCGUGGAAGCGCGAGGGCGUCACCGUCGUCAUCUACUCGUCCGGCUCCGUGCCCGCCCAGAAGCUACUGUUCGCGCACACAAACGGCGACCCGGCCGACCUAGUGCCCGACAUCGCUGGCUUCUUUGACACAGUCAAUGCCGGCCCCAAGACUGAGGCCGCGAGCUACGAGAAGAUCGCUGCCCGGUUCCCAGAGGACCUCGCCGGCGAGUGUCUGUUCCUCAGCGACAACGUCAAGGAGGUCGAGGCUGCUAAGCUGGCUGGCAUGCAGAGCUUCGUUGUCGAGCGGCCUGGUAACGCAGAGCUCUCUGCAGAGGCGCGGCAGCAGCACAGGGUCAUCCAGAGCUUUGCCGAGCUAUGAUGGACCCCGACACUCUGAAUGCAUGGCAUCCAUUGCCUCCUCGAGCGCAAGAGGCAAUUGGACUAGAGAAUGCAUCAUCAUGACAUUAUUUGCAGUAAAUCUCCAACUGCGCAGGGUAGCUGGGGCCCGGUAUCCCCCCGUUGGAAAGGUCAAGAUCGGCAUGAUUGGGUAGUCAGGGUCGCUGCGUCUGGAGGAGCAUCGUCACAGCGCCGGUCUGGUCAGGCAAUUCGUAAUUUGGCUCUUCAAUUCCCCGCGUUGCUUCGAGGCAAGAUAGAUACCUAGGUACCUAGUUUACUCUGCUUUGGCCGACACAGUGUUUGUCGUCGUCGACGCUCUCAAUGUGAUGUGAAAACCGUCAUCUGAAAAAAAGAAAUGCCCGAGUCAAAU